Molecule: messenger RNA, 2302 nt
Organism: Musa acuminata subsp. malaccensis (wild Malaysian banana)
Lineage: Eukaryota; Viridiplantae; Streptophyta; Magnoliopsida; Zingiberales; Musaceae
Product: endoglucanase 7
Biological process (GO): carbohydrate metabolic process
Molecular function (GO): hydrolase activity, hydrolyzing O-glycosyl compounds
Source: RefSeq, a predicted model, not a curated record
CGCCCCCCUCUCCUCCUCCACGGAGUCAGUCGUGGAUUGCAGCUGUUGAUUGUGUCGACUGCCCUCUGCCUCCGGACGAGUCAUGGUGGCCCUCCCUCUUCCCUACGACAUGGCCAGAGUAGGUCCCAUUUAAGUGUAGUUGUUUGAUCACUGAACAUUGACCGUCUUGAAUGAGUCGAUGUGGUUUGCCCAUUUCUUUUCCGUGUAAGUGGCCUGCCUUGACUUAUUAAGCCGUGAAUGCAUAUAUACGUGUAAAAGAUCUCCUUGGAGGGAGGGAGGGAAGUGGGCAGAGCUAACGAGACGAUAGACAGAGGAAGUCAGGGAAUAAGGAGAAGAAGCAAAAGAGGGGCUUCUUCUUCUUCUGCGCGCCCCCCUUCGCUUGCUCCCCUUAUCGAGGCCUCUGCGUUCUCCGACUGCUGCUGCAGGCGAUGGUAAUUGGAAGUAUGAAAGCAGAGGGGAGAAUUGAAAGAAGCUCGAGGCGGAGCGGAAGCGGCAUAGAUCUUACGUGCACCUUCAAAUUAGUGGCUCUUCUUUGGGCUGUCCUCCCCAUCGCUGCUAUCGAGGCUUUCGAUUACAAGGACGCCCUGUCAAAGAGUCUCCUCUAUUUCGAGGCCCAGCGCUCCGGCCAUCUUCCCUACAACCAGCGCGUCGCAUGGCGCGGCCACUCUGGCCUCACCGAUGGCCUUCAACAAGGAGUAGAUCUGGUGGGAGGUUACUAUGACGCCGGAGACCACGUUAAGUUCGGUCUACCGAUGGCCUUUACGAUAACGAUGCUGUCGUGGAGCGUCAUCGAGUACGGCGACGAGAUAGCGGCCGCCGGAGAGUACCAUCACGCUCUGGAGGCUAUCAAGUGGGGCACUGAUUAUUUCAUCAAAGCCCACACCCAUCCCAACGUCCUCUGGGUCGAGGUGGGGGACGGCGACACCGAUCAUUACUGCUGGCAAAGGCCGGAAGACAUGACGACUUCACGGCAAGCAUACAAGAUCGACACCGAGAACCCGGGGUCAGACGUCGCCGGAGAGACCGCCGCGGCCAUGGCUGCCGCGUCCAUCGUCUUCCAGGAAUCUAAUCCACAUUACUCACACCUCCUGUUGCAUCAUGCGCGACAGCUGUUUGAGUUUGCGGACAAGUAUCGAGGGAAGUACGACAGUAGCGUCCGAGAGGCGAAGAGAUACUACCCGUCGUGGAGCGGGUACGAGGACGAGCUGCUGUGGGCGGCGCUUUGGCUCCACAGGGCAACAGGGAAGGGGGCGUACCUGGAGUACGCGGUGGAGAACGGCCAUAGAUUCGGAGGAACCGGGUGGGAGAUGGCCGAGUUUAGCUGGGACGUCAAGCACGCCGGCGUUCAGAUCCUGGCUACCAAGCUUUUCAAGGGAGGCGAUCUACCGGAGUCGCAAAGACGAGCAGCGCAACAAUACCGAGCCAAGGCGCAGUUCUACGUCUGCGCUUGUCUGAACGAGAACAACGGCAGCAACGUGCACCGGACACCCGGCGGCAUGCUAUUCGUCCGACAGUGGAACAACAUGCAGUACGUCUCCAGCGCCGCCUUCCUCCUCAGCGUCUACUCCGACCAUCUGAUCAAGGCGGAACAACGAGAGCUGCGGUGCCCCGACGGCGCGGUCGGGACGCAGGAGCUGGUCGCCCUCGCCAAAUCCCAGGCGGACUACAUCCUCGGCGCCAACCCCAUGCGCACUAGCUACCUGGUGGGAUACGGCCGCAAGUACCCCAUGAAGGUCCACCACCGGGGCUCCUCGAUCGUGUCCUACAAGAGGAGCAAAGGCUUCAUCGGGUGCAUGCAGGGCUACUACGACUGGUACGGCCGGCGAAGCCCCAACCCCAACGUGAUCACCGGGGCUCUCGUCGGCGGCCCUGACUCCCGGGACAAGUUCAGAGAUCAGCGGGGGAAUUACAUGCAGACGGAGGCAUGCACGUACAACACCGCGCCGCUGGUGGGCGUGUUCGCCAAGCUGCAUCGCUUGUCGGAUCAACAGAUACAGAUACAGGAAAUGUCAACUCCGGCGGCUUCCUCCUCCUAGGAAACCAAACCAUCGCAGGGUUGGACAAGAUGGGUACAGCAUUUCUUCAUUCUUUCUUCUUUUUGAUUCAUUCAGAGCGCGCACCGACGAGCCUGAAGACAACGUCAUGGCUCUCGUUCUUGGGAGGCGUCUCACGGGCUAUCAAGGAAUACAAAUGCCAAGAUGGGCAAGCAAAGAGAAAAAAGAAACCUUUUUUUACCAAACAUGUAAUUAAUUAGUAUACUACAAAGAAAAAGAAUAAAACCAUACAUGGUGAAUACAUCUCA